Molecule: messenger RNA, 3308 nt
Organism: Colletes gigas
Lineage: Eukaryota; Metazoa; Arthropoda; Insecta; Hymenoptera; Colletidae
Product: discoidin domain-containing receptor 2-like
Exons: 14
Coding region: 207-3149 (980 amino acids)
Biological process (GO): positive regulation of kinase activity; cell surface receptor protein tyrosine kinase signaling pathway; multicellular organism development
Cellular component (GO): signaling receptor complex
Molecular function (GO): collagen binding; protein tyrosine kinase collagen receptor activity; ATP binding
Source: RefSeq, a predicted model, not a curated record
AGGAAAAACGAGAAUCGAAAUUAUGACAAUUCGGUGCACGUUGAUCCGGUUGCAUUGAACCAUGGUGAAAUUCCCUCGGUUUCCCGGACACUCCGUUUCCGCGAUACGCGUCAAGAAUGGAAGAUGCCGAGCUUGAAAGUUUUAGUGGACCAAGUGAUGAUACCAAGCUACUCGACCUAUCAUGAGCUGUAAACAAGUCGAAGCGAAUGCCAGGACCCGAUAUCAAGAUGCGCCGCACGCUAACGAUCGUCUCCUUGGUAGUGUUUUUCGCUGCGGCGUCCUCGCCCGUGGAGGAUUCGACUAGGAACGUUUUUGACCAGUGCAUUCUACCGCUGGGCAUGGAGGAGGGAAAAAUUCCAGACGAUGCGAUCACAGCUUCUUCCAGUUACGAGACUAAAUCGGUGGGCCCUCAAAACGCGAGAAUACGACAAGAGAAGAAUGGCGGCGCCUGGUGCCCGAAAGCGCAGAUCAGCAGCGCGAUACGGGAGUAUCUGGAAAUCGACCUGACGAGAAACCAUCUGAUCGCGUGGACAGAGACUCAGGGACGAUUUGGGAAUGGCCAAGGUCAGGAGUACGCGGAGGCCUUCUUUCUCGAAUAUUGGCGCGACGCACGGUGGCAUCAAUACAAGAAUUUGAGGGGUGACAGAGUACUACGCGGAAACAGCAACACCUACUUGGUGGAGAAACAAAAGCUAGACUUGCCGUUCGUCGCCAGCAGAGUGCGAUUCGUUCCAUACAGCCAACAUCCGCGUACGGUUUGCAUGCGAGUCGAAAUUUACGGAUGCGUCUGGGAACGUAAGUAUAAUUCAGCCGUCGAGACGGUGAUCGCGAUCGAGACUCGGCCGCUCGAUCGUUUGCCCGCAGAAUACGUCGCGAGGUACGCCGCCCCCAAAGGAUCGACACCAGGCCCGAAAGGAUGCAACGUCGAGGAUUCGUCCUACGACGGCGCAGAGCUGGACACGCUCCUCGUGAACGGUCUGGGCCAGCUGACGGACGGAAUUCUAGGCGAGGUUUCGGAAAUUCUGACCGCCUCGACGACCAGCACCAACUGGGUCGGCUGGUCCCAUCGCGACGUCGUCCAGCUGAUCUUCGAGUUCCAAGAGUCGCGAGAAUUCGAAAAUUGUUCCAUCCACGUGGGCCGUUUGCCGGCACUAGAAGUCGAGACGUUUUCGACUUUGCGAAUCUGGUUCUCCACCGACGGCGAAAAUUACCAGGCCAAUCCGGAUAUAUUUGAGACUAUGCUGAUCGAUGCCAGCCCGACCACCAACGACGCUAUCUUGACGUCGAUCGCGUUGCAGUCCAGGAUCGGUAAAUUCGUGAAACUGGAAUUAAGUCUAGCGGGCAAAUGGUUGCUCCUCAGCGAAAUCACUUUUCACACUGUCUCGUGUAUCAAGAAUCGCUCGACCGAUUCUUACUCCUCGAUCGAUGGAUCCUUUCGAGCGGAUCGAAAUCAGAGCGAGUUGCAACCAAGGUCGCCCAACUCCGAAGGAACGAUACCCGGCUUCAACGAGACAGAAAUUUACGAAACCAAGGAAGACGUUUUAACACCGGACGCGUUUCCUGUCGGCACAUCGCAAACUUACGUCGGCCUCGUGAGCGGCCUACUAACGGUGCUCGUUCUCUUUUUAACCUGCACGAUAUUCCUGAUCAAACAAAGGGGCCGUAACAAAGUGGCUCUGUUGCAAAAGCACACGGCCCUUCUGUGCGACUCGUCCGCGCCCGGGAUCGCGAUCAGCCCAAAGGACGUUAAACUCCCGAACUCGAUCGUGAACGGAUUGUCGCUCGUACGCAAACCGAUCACCAUCGCCACCGUGGUCUCCGCCACCAACCUCGCAGCCAACAACAUGCCCGAUCAAUUCGAUCGUACGCGAACAAAUUCUCGGGGCACCGCCGAUUCCGACCGUCGUCCUUCCACCGUUUACGAAAGAACCUACAAGCUAUUUUCUGACGAAAAUUUCGUUCACGCGGAGCCAAACGCGUCCGCUUGUACAACCAAUUCGUGUACCGAUUUUAAAUGUCUGCCAGGAUUAGCAAAAGACAAAUCAACCGAACUGCGAUCGAAGAAGGUGCACCACUACCAAUCGGGGAAAACGACUCAGAAGGUGCACGAAGGAUAUUACGCGGCAACAGAUAUUUUGACGAUAAAAAGGCGAGUCCUUCCAUCGACCGUGAGUCCAUUCACGUCGCUGUAUAUUCGCGAGAAGGGUGUACGUUUGCCGCGUACCCUCGAUCCGUACGACGUUCAACGAAUUUCCAAACACAGAUUGAGGAUCUUAGACAAACUUGGCGAGGGAAACUUCGGUUUGGUUCAUCUGUGCGAGGCAAAGGGCAUUACGAAUCCGGAAUUGGGAUCUAUCCAAAAUCGGCAGACCGUGAUCGUUAGGUCUCUCUGGCGAGGCGUUGUAGAUUCUUUGAGGCUAGAUUUCACGAAAGACAUGCUCGUGCUGGCGGCGCUUCGAGACCCAAACUUGACGAAAAUGAUCGCUCUGGUAGAAGAAGAACCGUUUGGGGCUGUUUUUGAGUACGGCCAACACGGGGAUCUGCCAACCUUCUUAGAGAAUCGCGAGAAGUCUGGCGGCGAGGACACUUUCAGCUAUGGUAAUCGUCUGAAUUUUAUCACGCAAAUCGCGUCCGGUAUGAAGUAUCUUGAAUCCAUGAACAUACCGCACUGUGAUUUGGCGGCGAGGAACUGUAUCGUUGACCAAAAUCUGACGAUAAAGAUAUCCGACCAUGCCAUGUACUGUAGCAAAUACGAUCAUCAUUAUUACAUCGACGGAUGCAACGCGAAAAUUCCUCUUCGUUGGAUGGCAUGGGAAGCGGUUUUAUUGAGUAAGCGUAGCUGCCAAGCCGAUGUUUGGUCGUUCGCUGUAACAGUUUGGGAAGUUUUCAUGAACUGCAAGGAGAUACCGUAUCCGGAGUUAACGGCGGAACAAGUUCUAGAGAAUUGCGGUCGUUGGUACCAGAGCGAGACGUGUGUCAAUGGAACCGGUGCCAACGACGAAAGAAAUCGGCCUCGAACUCUUGCAAGGCCCAACCGUUGCUCGGACGAUCUCUAUCGUAUGAUGAACAAGUGUUGGAGCAAACGUACCGAGGAUAGACCUACCUUCGAGGAGAUCUAUCUUUAUCUCGAGAGACUAGCGCUCGAUUGAACGUUUGAUACUCGAUCGAGUAGCACGGACCAAAUCGGUUACAAUCAGCUAAGAAGCAUCCUGUCCUGUGUACGUAAAUUUAUCUUUUUUACGCUCAUCCACAUCCUCGCCCCGUUUCACCGUUCCUCUUCUUGUGCGCCACCCUCCCUCCCCUUCCAA